Molecule: messenger RNA, 4251 nt
Organism: Cavenderia fasciculata
Lineage: Eukaryota; Evosea; Eumycetozoa; Acytosteliales; Cavenderiaceae
Gene: pkgA
Product: protein serine/threonine kinase
Exons: 6
Coding region: 1-4251 (1416 amino acids)
Biological process (GO): peptidyl-serine phosphorylation; intracellular signal transduction
Molecular function (GO): protein serine/threonine kinase activity; ATP binding
Source: RefSeq, a predicted model, not a curated record
AUGAACAACACCUCGUCAUCACAACAACCAAAAAAUCAAACAAAUAUCAAUAUUGGUGCUAGUAGUAAUAAUAGUACAAGUAAUAAUGGAUCAACAACACCAAGAGUUCAAAUAGCUAAAUUAAAUUUAAAUCAAAUACAAAAUCCUUAUCAUAAUUGUAGUAUUAAUAUAUUAAAUAAUAGCAAUAACAACAUUAGAAAUAGUAUUGAAAGUAAUACAACUAGUAGUAUUACAUCUGGUCAUUUAAAGAGUAUAGAAGAAAACAAAGAACAACGAUCACCAUUAUUCACGAGAAAGAACUUUUUCAAUGUUGGAGCAGAGAGUCCAACAACAACUACAACAACAACAACGCCAUUAUCAGAAUCACCAUUUACAACUACCAAUAUCAUUACACCUUUAAAUUCUUCAUCGACAUUAAUAUCUUCAUCAUCUGCAUCAUCAUGUAUAAAUAACUACGAACAACAACAACAACAACAAAUAUGUAACAAUAAUAAUAAUAGAGUGGGAGUACCAUUUACACAAGAAUUUGAAUCUAUCAAUUUACAAAACAAUCAUGGUAAUUUAUCAAUAUUGGAAUCAUCAAUUGAUUCUCCUUCGUCGUCGAGGAUUAGUCGAUUAAGAAAGGGUAGUUUACCUUUACCUUCAUUACAUUCUUAUCGUGAACAAAAGAUAAAGGGUGCCGAAGAGAUGGGAUUGACCAAAAAAGAGGUUGCAUUGCAACAAAGAAACGCUCGUCAUUUUUGGGGUACCAUGUUGAUACCGGGACUCGAUAUCCUCAAAAGCGAUUUACUACAGGUCAAGGAGGAAAGUGACAGUCGAUUGUUAUUGUUUAUUGCCGAUCUUCGACGACAAUUACGGUCACCCGACAACUCUCAACGCGAAAAGGAUCUCUUGGUCGAACUCUUGGGUGUUGCCAAUAGUUUUCUGGCACUCAAACCCAACCAAAUCGAAUGUGGAAAAUACGCAGAGGAUCUCCUCAGAAAAUUAAACGAAAAGGAUUUACAAGGCAAGAUUAGGGAUUCCGUAGUAAACCUUUUAUUUAUUAUUUCAAACUUUGGUAGAAUUCAAGAAUUACUUGCUAUUGAAACUGAAAAAAAUCAAGAUUCAGCAACAACAACAAUGGAAAAGGAUGAUUUAUCUUUAAACUUUAAAGGAUUAAUGAAUCCAUUGGCAACUCCACCAGCAUCACCACCAGCACCUUUUUGUUCACCAAGAAGUAAUUUAAAUCCAAAUCAAUCAACCAUGUCACAAAUAUUACCACCAUCAAUUCAACAACCAAAACAACAACAACAAGAAAGAUUACUUCCACCAAAUUAUUCUCCCAAUAUCAAUACUCCAGUUCAAUUUAACAAGAAUCAUUUUAGAACUUUAUCUUAUUCACCAAAAUGUCAAAGUCCUCCAUUUGAAAGUGAUGAUGAUGAAGAAGAUACUACUACUACUACCACUACUAGUAGUGAUCAAUCUGCAACUAAUGGUAGUGGUAUUGAUUCGAGUAGUAAUUCAGAUAGUGGAAAUCUAAAAAAACGAAUUGAAUUGAAACGUCCAUCUCCACUUUCUCAAUCUACUCUUAAUCAACCUAUUAUUCAACCACCAUUAUUAUCAAGAAGAAUCGUUGAUCUUAUUUCUUCAAAUAAAGGUAAACAACAUUCAAAUCAACAACAACAACAACAAAUUACAAAUCAACAACAUUCAAUUAAAGAAGAAGAUUUUAUUCCAGGUCCAUUAUCACCAGAGAUUUCAUCAGAGAAACAACAACGGGAAAAGGAAUUUUCAUCAAUACCAUCAAUUACUGAACAACCAAGAAUAUUGGAUCAAAGUCAUUUUUUGGAGGAAAUGGAUACUUUUUCAACUUCUGAAGAUGAAGAAGAAGAAAAUGAAGAAAUUGAAGAAUCUUAUCUUUCUUCAUCUGAUGAAGAUAGUGAUGAAGAGGAUAGUGAUGAUGAACGAGAAGAAGAAGAAAACGAGAACGAGAAUCUGCUGCCAGCAGACGAUAAAAAAUCGUCAACCAAUCAAAUGAUCAUACCACCACCAUUGAAAAAAUCUUUAACUAAUCCUAGACUCGACAAUUUGAAAUCAAUGACUACUACUAUAACUGAUCCAAUAACUAAAAGACAAUUGGUUAGAUCAAAAAGUUUUAGUCCAAAUAAAUUUAAAGAUUCAAAAAAACAAACGAUUGGUAGAAGAAAGUUGACAAGAUCAUUUUCCGAGAUUCCAUCGAUCAAAGUAUUGGAAACAGAUGUAGAAAAACAAAUGGUUAUGUGUAGAAUAUGUGAAGAGAAAAUCAAUUCCUCACUACUCGAAGAACAUUCUAAAUUUUGUGCAAUGGCAAAUCAAGAAGAUAUGAAAGCAAUGAAUGUUGAAGAUCAAUUAAGAGCUAUUGCAAAAAUAUUAUUAACAAGAAGUACCAAUUUACCAUUAGAAAAAAGAAAACAAUUACAAGAAUUUAGAGAAAUUGCUCAACAAGCUGUUGAACUUGGUAUGAGAGAUUGUUUUAAAAUGAUUAUAGUUAUUAAAGAAAAAUUAAAAAGAAUGGAUCCAAAUGAUGAUAAUAUUCCUUUAGCUAAAAAAAUUGAAUUAUUGAUUAAUGAAAAAAUUAAUGCACUUAGAACAGCAGAAGAAGUAAUUAAUUCAAGUCCAAGAAUAUUUAGAACAAGUUAUCCUAGAGUAUUGAUAUCACCAAGAAAUGCAGAUAUACCCAAUUUUUGUGAUUUUAAAUUGGCCACUGCAGCUGGUAGAAAUCGAUCAGAUUCUGAUCCAACUCAAACCAGACAAAGUCUAUUGGAUAUUAGUAAUUCAAGACCAAAAGGAAUUCCGACAAUUGAUGAUUUUCAAAUCAUUAAACCAAUUACAAAAGGAGGAUUUGGAAAGGUGUAUUUGGCCAAAAAGAAAAGAACUGGUGACAUUUAUGCAAUCAAGAGAUUAAAGAAAUCAGAUAUGGUUAAAAAGAAUCAAGUCAAUCAUGUAAAGAUUGAACGUGAUAUUUUGGCUCAUACAAGUAAUCCCUAUGUCGUAAAGAUGUAUUAUUCAUUUCAAUCACGAGAUUAUUUGUACUUGGUCAUGGAAUAUGUUCAUGGUGGUGAUUGUUUUUCAUUGUUGCAAAACUUGGGUGCACUCGAAGAAGAUAUGGCAAAAAUGAUUAUAGCAGAAACUGUAUUGGCUUUGGAAUAUCUUCAUUCACUUGGUAUUAUUCAUCGUGACUUGAAACCAGAUAAUCUUUUAAUUGAUAAAAAUGGUCAUAUUAAAUUAACAGAUUUUGGUCUAUCAAAGAUUGGUCUUUUAGAAAGACAAACAGUUGUUCCACCAACUGUUUUUAAUAGUGGUGGUAGUAGUAAUAGUCCAAAGUUGGGAUCGAUAAAGAAAGGACCUUUACCAUUAUCAUUGACAAAAAAAUUACCUUAUGCUUUAUCUUCACCUUCAGUUGCUUUGGGAGGUCAACAACAUAUACUUUUACCACCACCACCACCUACUGUUAUGACUUCAUUGGAUCGUCAUAGAGAACAACCAAGUGGUAGAAUUUCACCCCCUAUUUUCAUUUCUCAUCAAGAAAAGGAAAAAAAUCCACCUCUUUUGGCUCAACAACAAGGUGGAAAGGUGAUAGGAACGGGAGGAACGACGACUAUUCCUCCUCAAAAGGAAAGAAAACUUAGUUGUGUUGGUACACCAGAUUAUUUGGCACCAGAAAUUUUAUUGGGAAUUGGUCAUGGUAAAGCAGUUGAUUGGUUUGCAGUUGGUGUUAUACUUUACGAAUUUCUUACUGGAGUUCCACCUUUUAGUUCACAAACUGUAGAAGGUACAUUUCAAAACAUUCUACAAAGAAAGAUUAAAUGGACCAAUGAUAUGAGUGAUGAAGCUCGUGAUUUUAUUGACAAACUCUUGGCUCUUAAUCCUCAAUCACGUCUUGGUUACAAUGGUGCAGAGGAUGUCAAAGCUCACCCAUUCUUUAAAGAUAUCAAUUGGUCGACCAUUAGAACUCAAAAACCAUUUUUCGUACCAGUAUUGGAAGAUCUUCAAGAUACUAGUUAUUUUGAUGCUCGUAAACAAUUUUAUGAUCUUAGAAUAUCAGAUGACGAUCAUCAAUUAAAAAAGAAUCAACAACAACAACCAAGUUUAAAUUCAAGUGGUAAUACUAGUAAUGACUCGAAAUUUGAUGAUUUCCUUUAUGUCAAUUUUCAAAGUCUUUCAGAAUUAAAUCAUAAUUAUUUAAUUGAAACUAAUCCUUAUGUAAUAAGUAGAAGAAGAAAUUCUUUCUAA